CAGACACAGGAGUAAGCAAACGAUUGUAUGGAGUAGUUUGGACUCCAGUUUACAGGGACAGCACGAUAGUUUUAGCUGGACGAGUCAGAGACUAGAAGAGGUGACUACGAGCAAACGUUAAGGUAAAACGCUAAGUAGAGUAUUGACAUCAGUUUUCAUUCGCGGAAUAUGGAACUGUACUUGUACGUGAUGCUGGUCCUACUUUGGCCUCUCUGCACACAUCAAGAAGGAGGCUGUCCGCCAGAAUUUCUACCGUUGCUUGGCCACUGUUACAAGAUGUUGGCAGGUGCCUACACUGGAGUUGAUGCCGUAAGCCAGUGCCAGAGUCUUGGUGCACAGAUCACUUCAUCCAAAACUGAGGCUGAAAACGCCCUCUUGCUUGACCUUAGAUCCAACGCAUCGAGAGGUGGAGAAAGGUUGUGGCUCGGCCUGAAUGACUCCGCUGUGGGUAAUGAAUGGCGCUGGAUGGAUGACAACUCCUUGGUGGAUACCUAUCCCACUUCGCAUCACUGGAGAAGCACAACUAAAUCAGAAGUUCCGCCGUACAACAACCUUCAGUGUGCAUGGAUAAUAGGAGAUAACAAGCAGCGCUUGUGGAGUCACACCAAGUGCAGUAAUCAUCGAGCCAUUACAGUUUGCAAGAUAUAUCUUGCUGCAAAUACAGAUUCAAUGAUCGACAAGACAACUUCUAUGAAGAAUGAACUUUCAACAGUACAAGACAUGCUGACUAUGGGUUUGUCAAUGCCAACAAGUACAGUCCACUAUGAGUCUGCAUCGUCUUCCAAACUAGAGGGAAUAUUGUCAAGUCAUAUAAGCAGUAGACCAACGCAGUUGUUCAUGUUCACGGCUACAACAACAUUACAGUCUCCAUUAUUUGUAGAAGAGGAUGACGUGUCAAGUGACAAACUCACUACGUUCAUGUCAUUGGCAACACCAUCUCAAACAAUAACCAACAACCCAGUGACCACGCCAUCUCAACUCUCAGCAACAACAUCAACUGUAUUCACGGUGCCUGUUCCAUCCUCUGCUCUAGAUCUGGCUGCUGAUGUGUCAACGUCAACUGAGCCAGUACUGAUACGGACAGAAACAUCCCAGCUGUCUACGCUUUCACAUCCAACUAGGCAUACGCAAGUGUCCAUUCAAACGCUAAGUCAAACAUUUAUGGAUGCACACAUGCAAACACAAAUAAAAGCGACUCAUACCCAAGCUUCCGUUACUAUAAUAACAUCUACAUCUACAGCAUCUCAGAAUUGUCUGUGCCAUUGCAAGACUAUACCCCUGCCAGAGGUAUUGGUAAGCUUGCAGGAGAAGUAUUCGGCAUUGGUUCUGGAAACGUCUGCAUUGUCUUCGUAUGUGAGAAAGAAAAUGAGUAUUCCCGACUAUCGAGUUUCAUCAAACUGUAUCGGGGUGAGUGGACUUCUUGUCUGUUUUGUGCCACUUUUGAUUGUAUUUUUCGCAGAUCUAAUGACGUGUUUAAAAGGAAGAUAAGACGACAAACCACAACGAUAAAUGGCGACUAUGCUUGUAAGUAAGAGGCGACUAAUGGGAUCAGGUGGUCAGGCUCGCUGAUUUGGUUGAUGCAUGUCAUCGAUGCUCAUGCUAUCGAUCACUUAAUUGUCUGGGCCAGACUCGAUUAUUUACAGACCGCCAUCAUAUAGCUGAAUAAUGCUGAGUGUGGUGUUAAACAACAAACCAACAGACCGUCUUCUUAUACAAGUGGUAUCAUAUUUAGCUUUUUUGAAAACUAACGUUAUAUUGUUUGUGUACUGAAAUAUAUACAGCUAUGACAAUAUACUGCAAAACACUUCUCAACAAAGACCAGACUAGCUUGAUGCAAUCGUAACAAGUAUUGUUGUUGACAAAAGAAGUGUUAAAGUAACUACAUCCUCCCAAAAUCAUAAGAAGUCUCUGCUACAAGCAGAGGCUAUUAUACGAUUCCCAAAAUAUAACAAUCUUGUGUUUAAGAAUCACUGGCUUAAACGUUGUCACCCUUAUCACAUAACGUUUGAGCAGAAGAUGUAUGGAUAUUUCGACAAAAGACCAUGGUCGUUUAUACAUGAACAGUAUGAAAUGUAGACACCAUAGACUGCAGCAGCUGAAAUAUUGAUCAGCAUAGAUGGAAAGUUGAUUAUUGGAAAGUGGAAGUCCUGUGGAUAGUAUUUUGCCACUCUGAUUAAUGAAUAAAUCUGAAUAUGUAGCAGGCGAGGCACUUUCAUUGGUCUCUUUUACUUCUAACUCUGUUUGGUAAAUCAAAAAUUGUAUAUUUGGCCCAUUUUGAAUGAUGUCAGAUCAAACAUGUUUUGACAUAAUUGAACUUGGUUCUUUUCUGAGACUGAAGAGAUUAAAAACAAUCAUUUGAGUUUCUGAGAAUCCACAAUAUAUCAAUUACAAUUGUAUCGAAAACUUUCUGUGACAUUAAAGAAAGCCCUCCUUGAAUGUAUUAAAGAUUAUUGUUAAUCACUGAGGUAAUAGAGAAUGAUUAUUCUUCGUUGUUGUUGUUGUUGUUGUUGUUGAUGUUGUUGACGUUUUAUAUUUAUAUGAAUUCAUGCUUUGUCUGUGAUGCUGCAUUGACAAAUAUGUACAUUUAUUCGGGCUUGUCAAAUGUGUAAAAAUGUAUAUGAUUUCAACAUUGUAUAUGAAUACCAGCAAUAUCAAAGCUGUACACAUUCAUCAGCAUACCCGUGAAGAUCCGGGGUAGAAUAGGUCUUCAGCAACCCAAGCUUUCCGUAAA
Haliotis rufescens (red abalone) is the source of this 2731-nucleotide messenger RNA. RefSeq lists its product as uncharacterized. The transcript is spliced from 6 exons. The coding region runs from base 169 to 1488 and encodes 439 amino acids. NCBI's taxonomy places the organism in Eukaryota, Metazoa, Mollusca, Gastropoda, Lepetellida, Haliotidae. The record is from RefSeq and is a predicted model, not a curated record.